Molecule: messenger RNA, 1239 nt
Organism: Gamsiella multidivaricata
Lineage: Eukaryota; Fungi; Mortierellomycota; Mortierellomycetes; Mortierellales; Mortierellaceae
Exons: 1
Coding region: 1-1239 (412 amino acids)
Source: RefSeq, a predicted model, not a curated record
AUGCCCCAUACAUCUCAUGGCGGAUAUCAGGGCCCCUUGCCUGCAGAUGCCCGGCAUAGCAUCCACCAACACCGUAACCUAUUUGGAAACGCGUAUUUUCACCAACCGCAGUCAAUGCAGCAGCCACCUACACCACAAUCGCAGUCGGCGCAACAGCCGACCAUACAGCCCGAUCCGGAACACCAGGAUCGGCACCAUCAUAUCCAUCUUUAUCACCACUACGACAGUUCUCAUCCAUUCUUUCAACAUGGGCAGGAUAGCAUGCAGUCCUACCGAGCUUGGAAGUCACAGCAACCAUCCUGGAAGCAGGGCCAGAAUCGGGAACAGCACCCGCAGCAGCAGAAUCACACUCUACAGGAGACGCAGCGACACGACCAUGCUGCAGCAGAUGGUGAUGAGGCGACCUACAGAUCCUUCCCCAUCGGCUCGUUACAGCACGUCUUGGUUCCUGACGGGUAUCGAUGGCGGGCUAACGAUUGUAACAACAACGACUUGGACGCUUAUGAAACCUCUUCUGCUGACCACCGCACCACGGACCACCCACAGCACCAAGAGCAGCAAGGUUACACAGGCUCUAUUGCUUCGCCCGCAAACACACACGCACACCCCUUCGUGCCUCGAUUCCCGGCAAGCCGUACUCGCCACUCGUACGCGCCCUCCCCCGAAAACCUUCACUCGUACCACUACAAUACCCAUGUCCAAGCUCACUCCAACGCUCAUGCGCAAGCGCAUUCGUCCCAUCCAUCUCCCUCCAAUCUCUACCAUACACCCAGUGAGGCCAAAACUAGUUUCAUCGAAGACCUCCCCACGGCCAUGGCCACAUCGACCCGCAAAGCGUGGACCGAAGCCGAAACCGCACAUCUGCUCGAAUGUGUCGCCAUCCAAACCCAGGAGGCCAAAGACGCCCGUCGAAUCGCCGGUGCCACCCGUCUCAGAUUUGGGGCCGCUGUCGCUUCUCAUACAUAUAUGGGCCAUGGCGACGGAGAAUAUGAGGAAAGCGUGAGCGAAUUUGGAAGUACCCAAGCAGCAGCAGCCUUAACGGGUAUGGCAGGGGAGAGUCUAACAAACUUGGCAGCCAAAGGCAAAAACUGGCAUCGUAUUGCGCAAUUGCAUGGGCACAACCGUACUUGGGCCAGUUGCAGUAAUAAGUAUCAAAAGGUCAUGAAGGCUCGAGAAAGUCGAGAAAAGAGUCAUGCUCAUGAUAACAAUGAUAGCAUAGAAAAUCAUGAUGAUGAGUAG